Molecule: messenger RNA, 132 nt
Organism: Penicillium oxalicum
Lineage: Eukaryota; Fungi; Ascomycota; Eurotiomycetes; Eurotiales; Aspergillaceae
Exons: 2
Coding region: 1-132 (43 amino acids)
Source: RefSeq, a predicted model, not a curated record
AUGGUAGCAUUGAUGGGUUUAGCAAAAGAUUGGCGAGAUCUCAUGCUUUACAAUGAGAAUACAUCUAAGUGCACAGUGGCACUUCAGGCGCAAAUCAACUUCCGUACUGACUCUAGCCACAUUGCAGUUUGA